AAGACUACGUAGUAUGAGGAUCAAACAAAAGCUGAUUAUAGGGACACUCUAAAUUUAGCUGCGUCAUGCUCGAGAAUGACAGCUGCGGGUACACUGUUCCACUCUCGAAUAGCUGACGGGAGGCAAGAUUUGUUAAGUGCAAGUGUAGAGCCAUGAAGAUGUUGGACGCUUGUUGGACCAUUGUCACUGCUGAUGAAAAAUAUAUGAAGUAUUGCCCACAUUGAACUUUGUGUGCAGGCAUGUUAUGGGCUGUUUUCUCUUCAGUGCUCGUCACAGAUACUGACAUUAAAACUUUUAUUUCUGCAGGUGACCCUAAUGAAGGCUCCAGCUUUCAUCGUGCUGAAGCUGGUACACCAAGGGAUGCCACAAACUGGUCCCACGCUGAGGUUCUUCUUUUGAUUGCAAGCUACUAGCGUCACAUACUAGAUUUUCAUGACAGGAAGAAAAAGAGUAAAUAUAUUUGGAUUCAAAUAAGCACAGAAAUGAGGGAGCGCGGCUAUUUGAGAACAGCCUCUGAUUGCGAGACAAAAUUUAAAGGUCUAAAAAGAACCUAUGAUAAACAUCGGCAACACAAGCGGAAGAGCGGAAGGGAUAGGAAGGAGGGGCCCUUUUACAGGGAGAUGGAGAACCUGUUGCCUUCAAGUGCAGAGUACCAAGCACCAAUUUCAUCUAGUAUGCCUACGCAGCCCUCCACAUCAGCCACGUCACCUGUUGGUGUACAGCUCUCGGGACCGGCUCAGGAAUCUCAUGGAGCCACUGGUGAGAAUACUGAUGGUUUUUCUGAUGAGCGUUGCUCCCAACACAAUGCGGCACAAGUUGCUGCCAAGGCAAAACGCCGUAAAACACCAGCAACUCUGUUGCAAGACAUCCUGAGCAACAUGGAGGCAUGGCAGGAUGAAGAACGCCAACGUUACAAGCAGCAACUGAAAAUGCAAAGAAUGAAGCUGAAAAUGCUAAAGCGCAUUGCGGACAGCACCAUUUAAGAUGUUUAUUAAUCAAAUCAGUUAUUUUCUGGAGUUAAUUAAAAACAGGAACACUAUUCUUUUUUCGGCUUGCGUUACUGCCAGCAGCCUAGGUGUCUGACUGUGGAAUGCACACUCAGAAUGU
Messenger RNA from Dermacentor andersoni, 1107 nucleotides. The record is from RefSeq and is a predicted model, not a curated record. Lineage: Eukaryota; Metazoa; Arthropoda; Arachnida; Ixodida; Ixodidae.